Molecule: messenger RNA, 3266 nt
Organism: Sceloporus undulatus (fence lizard)
Lineage: Eukaryota; Metazoa; Chordata; Lepidosauria; Squamata; Phrynosomatidae
Gene: SLC26A8
Product: solute carrier family 26 member 8
Exons: 20
Coding region: 87-2804 (905 amino acids)
Biological process (GO): transmembrane transport
Cellular component (GO): membrane
Molecular function (GO): bicarbonate transmembrane transporter activity; sulfate transmembrane transporter activity; oxalate transmembrane transporter activity
Source: RefSeq, a predicted model, not a curated record
GUUCUAAACAGUUCUAACUGAUACAGAGAAACCAGUAGCAUGAUAAUAUAUAAAGGAAAGAAACAGAGCAAAACGUUUGGUUCAAAAUGGAACCGUAUGAUGAAAUUGAGACAAAUGUUAAUAUUAUCAAUGAAAGACAGCCACUAAGAGUAACAUAUAACAUCAACAGAAAGGUGUACAAUGAAGAAGAAUUCGAAAAAGAUCAUGACCGAAAGACUUAUUCCCCAACCAAUAAGGAUAUUGAGAGGCCUCCAAUUGGGCGAAAGAUUCAAUGCAGAUUCUCAUGUGCACGGUUCAAAAACAUACUCAUUAAGAUAUUUCCCAUUCUAAACUGGAUUUGUUCAUAUCGUGUCAAAGAAUGGAUUCUAGGAGACAUACAUUCUGGCAUAAAUGUGGGCAUGGUGCAGAUUUUUCAAGGACUAUCAGGAAUAUUGUUAACUGGGUUACCACUACCAGUUGACAAUACUUUUUAUUCUGCAUUUUGCUGCUCUUUAACGUAUGUCAUAUUUGGAACAUCACACCACAUAUCAAUUGGUUCUUUCAGCAUUCUGAAUGCAAUGGCAGCAAACUUUCACAGCGCUCUUAAUUUCAACAUUAGAUUAUCAGGUAAUGUCAGUCUGGCCAGUUUCUCCGAUGCAGCUUUUAUGAAAAAUUAUAUGGAAGCAUUAACUUACACUGCAUCUACAACAUUUCUUGUUGGCAUGAUUCAGAUGCUUUUAGGUGUUUUUGGCUUGGGAUUUGUCACAAUGUAUGUAUCAGAAAGUCUCAUGAAUGCUUACCUCACCGCAGCAGCACUGCAUGUUAUUGUAUCCCAGCUUUCUUUCAUUUUUGGAAUCGUAAUUGACUUUCAUUCAGGCCCUUUGGGAUUUUUUUACAAUUUGACAUAUUAUUGCAUGGGCCUUCCAAAAGCAAAUUCCACUAGUAUACUGCUCUUCUUGCUUUCUUUGCUAAUGCUGAGGGUCAGUAAAUGCAUUAAGAUAACUUACAAACAUUACCCUGUUGAGUUUCCUAUGGAGCUUAUUUUGAUUAUUGUAUUUACCAUAAUUUCUACUCAAACACGCCUGUAUGCUGAAUCCAGUAAAGGAGUUUUUACAAUGUCUCCACACAGCUUUCUGCAUCCUACAUUGCCAGACGUUUCAAAAUGGAGCAAGAUUGCACUACAUGCUACAUCACUGGCAAUAGUGAGCUAUUUCCUUCUCAUUUUUGUGGGAAAGAAGUAUGCAAAUAUUCAUAAUUAUCACAUCAGGCACACCCAGGAUUUAAUGGCAAUUGGGUUGUGCAAUGUCUUCAGUUCAUUUUUUAAGAGCUUUGUUGUCAGCUGUGCUAUUUCUACAACUGUUAUUCAGGAGAAGACAGGUGGAAAAACUCAGCUUGCAGCUCUGAUUGGAGUCUCCUUAAUGCUUGGGGCUGUACUAAAAUUGGGAUACUACUUCCAGUUCCUUCCUAAUGCUGUUUUAGCAGCUAUUAUACUGGUCAACAUGUUCCCAUUUCUUGAGAAAUUUAUGGAUAUCCCUUUCUUGUGGAGACAAGAUAAAUAUGAUUUUGGAAUUUGGAUUGUGACAUUUCUAUCUGUACUCUGCCUUGGUCUGGAUAUAGGCUUGGGAAUUGCUAUGGGAUUUGCCUUUUUCAUAAUAAGUGUCAGGUCACACAGAAUGAAGAUGUUGACACUAGGCCAGAUUCCAAACACCAAUAUUUAUCGUAGUUUUUCUGACUACAGUGAGGCUGUAGAGAUUCAAGGGUUAAAAAUAUUCCAGUGCUGUGCCUCCAUUUCAUCGGCAAAUAUGAAACAUUUCAAAGCCUACAUUUUACAAAAGAUGAAUAUGAAGGCAGUGCCCCUGGAUGAAAAUGAGAUGAGAGCUUUGAUCUCAGUCAGUAUGUCUAACGUUAAAGGACAGAAAAAGGAUUUAAACUGUGUCUGUGUUUGUGACCCCCCUGAACCAUUACCCAGGGUUCCUUAUACUGAGAAACUUCUAAGGCGAGUUCUUCCAGCUAAUGAAUCAUUCUCUUCUUCUUCUUUGGCCUUGGUACGUUGGACAAGAAAUGCUAAUAGAUAUCCUUCUGAUACUGACUAUGUGGAAUCUGCAGCUGCCAGAGAUAGGGCAGCAGGUCAUGAUUAUGUAAAGAGGAAAGAAAAUUUUAGCAGAUUAUGGUCUUGCUCUGAACCUCCUUUAACAAGAUCCACAACUCAAUUGUACCCACCUGAUUCAGAUUCUGCAGUAUAUGUGAUACACACAAUUAUUUUGGACUUCAGCAUGGUGCACUUUGUUGAUUUACAAGCAUCUUACUUACUACGAGAGCUCUGUCAUGCAUUUCAGAAUAUUGGCAUCACAAUCCUGGUAGCUGCAUGUCAUCCCACUGUAAUAAGAACCUUUGAAAAGAUGGAUUUUUUUGACCAUUGUGUCACUAAAGCACGAUUCUUUCCAAGUCUACACGAUGCAGUACUUUAUGCUGUGGAGCCAGAUCUUUUGCAAGAGACAGUGCCAGUGGAAGCAAGUAUAGCCCCUGAUGAAAUCUUAGCUGAUGUGCAUUUAGAUGACCAAAAGGACAAAAGGAGUCAGCAUUCAGGCAGGAGUCGGCAAUCAGACAGGAGGAGUCUGCAAACAGAUGGAAUCAGAGAUUGUAACUCGGUGAAAACAGUUCAGAGUGACACUUAUAUUGAUGAGCCUAUAUCAGAUCUUUUCCGCACCUUUUCUCUCCAGAGUGACAUAGACACGAUCCCUCACCAUCAUGAAACAUCUCCCAUGGAGGAACAUGAAGAUGAGCAAGAUUGGGAGGGGAAAUGGAAAUAUUCCAAUGAGGUCUAAGUUAUGAAUGCUAUCAGAAUUUAGCUACAUAAAAGUGUCACAGAUGUGGCAUAGAAGUAUCAUAAUUCAAGUAUUUUUGACUGAGUAUUUUUUGUCUUUUGAUGUUUAAAUUAAUGUUGUUAAAAUACUUAACCAUUUUUGGUUGACUUUAUGGAGGAAACACUGCAGGGUUUACAGAAUAUAGAAAUGCAUUAAUGGUAGAAUACUGAUUAGACAAUGGAAUUAGCUGUAAAACUUGGUCAUCAGUUAAAAUGUAUAAUUUCCAAAGCUUUUCAAGGCAUAUAUGCUCUGCCUUUUGGCAUGAUUCUGAACAUCCAUUCUACUUCUAAAAUGUACAUGAAAGGGGUUAUCUCAUAACAGUCUUUCAUGAUGCUGAAUGUGAGGUACUCAUUAAAGCAUGUUUUGCCUUGUACCAUUGCAUGAAAAAAUGAACAAUAAGGCCACAAUCUAAAAAAAGUAUGA